AUGCCCCACUCUCUCUCGUCCCCUUCCGGCCCUGACCACUCGUCAAACGACCACCUCCAUCCUUCCCACCCCGCCUACGACGCCGACAACCCUUCCCCCGAUCUCAAUGCCCCCCAGCCCGCCCUCCCCAAGAAGAAACACGUCUGCCAGAUAUGCACGCGCGCCUUCACCACCUCUGGCCAUCUCUCCAGACACACCCGCAUCCACACCGGCGAACGCAACCACAAGUGCCCUUUUCCAGGCUGCGAGACACGGUGUUCCCGCCAGGACAACCUCCAGCAGCAUUACCGCAUCCACCUCUCGCCGGGCUCUCGCAGGAACUCCGGCACUGCUACACGCGCUGCCAUGAACCGUGCAAGUGCCUCUGACCGCCCGCGCUCGUCUCGCAGGCGCUCGAGGAACGAGUCCGCGGACCCUGGCUCGCCCGCCCCACCCACUCCCGUCCCCUCCCCACCGUUAGAGCCGCCUGCUCUCGCUCCGGCAUACCAAUCCUUGGCCGCGGCAACCGCUCCUCCGCAGUCGUCGCCCUCGGAUGCCCUAGAGCCGCCCGACACUCCCCCGCCGCUCGCACAGGCCUAUCCCACACUACCCCCGCCAACAGCGCCCGUCUAUUCACAACUCCCAAUCCAUGGGCGCGACGUCACUCGAUCAACAAGGUCCACGCCAGAAGCCUCCUAUCAC
Messenger RNA from Trametes versicolor FP-101664 SS1, 681 nucleotides. RefSeq lists its product as uncharacterized. The annotation marks the transcript as partial. The record is from RefSeq and is a predicted model, not a curated record. The transcript is spliced from 2 exons. Gene Ontology annotation, molecular function: RNA polymerase II cis-regulatory region sequence-specific DNA binding; DNA-binding transcription factor activity, RNA polymerase II-specific. Gene Ontology annotation, cellular component: PcG protein complex; transcription regulator complex. Gene Ontology annotation, biological process: regulation of transcription by RNA polymerase II. Lineage: Eukaryota; Fungi; Basidiomycota; Agaricomycetes; Polyporales; Polyporaceae.